AUGGCGGCCUGCAGCGGGCUGCGGUUGUUGGGGUUCGCCGCUUUGUUGCUGUUGUUGCUGCCGGUGGCGGUGGCCCACGGCGAGGCGGAGCGACGUUGCUUUUGCCAGUUUAUCCAGGUUACUGGUCACUUAGAUGACUGCACAUGUGAUGUAGAAACCAUUGAUGCCUUCAACAACUACAAGCUUUUUCCUAGACUGAAUGCGCUUCUGGAAAGUGACUACUUUAGAUACUACAAGGUAAACCUACAGAAGCCAUGUCCUUUUUGGAAUGACAGCAGUCACUGUGGAAUAAGAGACUGUGCUGUACAGCCCUGCCCUUCUGAGGAAGUUCCUGAUGGAAUCAGAUCUGGAAGUUACAAGUAUUCAGAAGAAGCCAACAACCUUGCUGAAGAAUGUGAAGAGGCCGAAAGACUUGGAGCUGUUGAUGGCUCUUUGAGCAAGGAAACCCAGGAGGCAGUGCUGCAGUGGACACAGCAUGAUGACUCUUCAGACAGCUUCUGCGAAGCUGAUGACAUCUAUUCCCCUGAUGCUGAGUACGUGGAUCUGCUCCUGAAUCCUGAGCGCUACACUGGCUACAAAGGACCUGAUGCCUGGAAGAUCUGGAACAGUAUUUAUGAAGAAAACUGCUUCAAGCCUCAGAAUGUAAAAAGACCUUUGGCAUCUGGUAGAGGAGAUGAUGAAGGGCAUGCAUUUUACAAGUGGCUGAAAGGUGUCUGUGUAGAGAAGCGAGCUUUCUACAGACUCAUUUCUGGUCUCCAUGCCAGCAUCAACAUCCACCUGAGUGCCAGGUACCUUUUGCAAGAUACAUGGUCAGAGAAGAAAUGGGGCCCAAAUGUUACAGAGUUCCAGCAGAGAUUUGAUGAAGUCAUCACCAGAGGGGAAGGUCCCAGAAGACUGAAGAACCUGUAUUUUCUGUACCUGAUAGAGCUGAGGGCCCUCUCCAAAGUGCUGCCCUUCUUUGAGCGCUCAGGAUUCCAGCUCUACACAGGGAAUCCAAGUCAUGAUGAGGAAGUGAAGAACCAGUUGCUGGAAAUACUCCAUCUGGCCAAGUCUUUCCCACUGCACUUUGAUGAGAACUCCUUCUUUGCAGGGAAUCCAAAGGAAGCUGCAAAACUCAAGGAGGAAUUCAGGCUGCACUUCAAGAAUAUUUCUAAGAUUAUGGACUGCGUUGGCUGCUUCAAAUGUCGCCUGUGGGGGAAGCUGCAGACACAGGGCCUGGGUACAGUGCUGAAGAUCCUCUUCUCUGAAAACCUGAUAGAGAAGAUUCCUGAGAGUGGUCCUUCCCAUGGAUUCCAGCUGAGCAGACAAGAAAUUGUGGCCUUAUUUAAUGCUUUUGGAAGGAUCUCAACGAGCGUCAGAGAAUUGGAAAACUUCAGAAAUAUCUUAAGAAAUAUGAGAUGAAUUCACUGGGGAAAGAGAGACCCGAGACAUUCUUCUUGCUUGGCUGUUCUGGACUGAAAAUGAAUGAAUACCUUCCUUUCCUCACAUUCCCAGCACCACAGGGUGAAGACCACUUGCUGGACCUCUUCUUCCCAGCUGAUUGUUUGUGACCUGCUGAUGAGAAAUAUUUUGUACAAGAAGGAAAAGAAAAAAGCUACUUUUUAUUUUGUAUGAAAAGUUUAUUUAUAGAUUGGAAGAUCAUUCUGAGUAAGAUCUUUGACUCCUGCUGUACUCUGGUGGACUAGACCCAUCUCUUUGCCUUCAGAAGCUGGA
Indicator indicator is the source of this 1713-nucleotide messenger RNA. It is a transcript of the gene ERO1A, whose product is annotated as endoplasmic reticulum oxidoreductase 1 alpha. Gene Ontology annotation, cellular component: endoplasmic reticulum; endoplasmic reticulum membrane. Gene Ontology annotation, molecular function: FAD binding; thiol oxidase activity; protein-disulfide reductase activity. The record is from RefSeq and is a predicted model, not a curated record. NCBI's taxonomy places the organism in Eukaryota, Metazoa, Chordata, Aves, Piciformes, Indicatoridae. Bases 1 to 1401 code for a protein of 466 amino acids. The transcript has 16 exons. Gene Ontology annotation, biological process: protein folding in endoplasmic reticulum.